AAUCCAGACAGAGAAGCAAUAACUGAGUAUCACCCAGGAUGCUGCAGUGGAUAGGUGUAAUGUGAAAACUGAUUGCGGAGAAGGUCAGUCAAAAAAGACGUUCAUCACCCCAGGCGUGUUUGUGGUUAUAUCUGAGCUGUUGAUGUAACCGGAGCAAGAAAAGCCAUGGAAAGGCCGGUCUUCAUAGUCACUCUGACACUGUUUGCUGUGAUGCUGAUGGGCAUUGGGGCCAACAAUUGUGUUUGCAGCAGAAGAUCAAGGUGCCACUGUGAGGGAGUGAAAGGCAGCAGGGGAGACAGAGGUUUCCCAGGAGUUUCAGGGCCCCCUGGGCCAGAUGGCCGUCCGGGACCAGAUGGUCAUGUUGGGCCUAUGGGACCAAAGGGCAGCACUGGACCUGAUGGAACGGUGGGGUCCAAAGGAAAUCCGGGACCAGAAGGCAAAGAAGGGUUUGCUGGCUCUCAUGGUCUCCCAGGUAUCCCAGGAUUACAGGGGCCUCCUGGCCCCCCAGGUGCCCCAGGUUGCAACGGAACCGAUGGAGACGAUGGACCUCCUGGUAUUCCUGGUGCCCAUGGUAUUGAUGGACUUCCAGGUCCACCAGGUCUGCCUGGACCUAAGGGUGACUCUUGGGUAUCAGUGAAUCCAACGCCAGGACCAUUGGGGCUGCCUGGGAGGGACGGAGAGCCGGGCAUUCCAGGUUUACCUGGAGAUACUGGACCAUCAGGGGACCCCGGACCACAAGGCUCUGUCGGGCUUCCUGGCCAUCCAGGAGCACCAGGAUCUAAGGGUCAAGAAGGCACAGGCGGCGUCCCAGGACCUCGUGGAUCAAAGGGGAGACCAGGCCAACCGGGCCUGCCAGGGCCACCAGGUCGGGUUAGGGAGUUUUUCACUGAGAGUGUUGUGUUAAAGUUUGUAAAAGGAAACAAAGGAGACAUCGGAGAAAAAGGCUGCAGGGGACAACCAGGAGACCCUGGUUAUGGCUUUUAUGGAAAAGGAGCAAAGGGAGACAAAGGAGAGGAGGGUCCACAGGGAAAGGCAGGGAAGGAAGGUGAUCCUGGACAACCUGGAUUAAAGGGAUGGCCCGGCCCUAGAGGUGAUCCAGGAUAUUCGGGGACACCAGGAUGGACAGGUGAAAAGGGAAAUAGGGGCCCAUCUGGUCCACCUGGAGAUAUAUUUGGACCUGGGACUCAGCCACUCAAAGGAUACCAUGGAGAUCCAGGUUCCCCAGGCACACCUGGGCUCCCUGGCCAUCAAGGUCCUGUGGGAUUUCCUGGACCUGUGGGACCUCCAGGCUAUGCCCUGGGAAGUUAUGUGCCAGGUCCACCUGGUCCUGUUGGCUUUCCAGGCCCCAAAGGGGACCCUGGGGAGCCUGGGGAUAUUUAUUGGGGACUGCCAGGUCCAGAUGGGGAUCCUGGUUAUCCAGGGCCUCCUGGAAAUCCUGGCCCACCUGGACCUCCAGAAGAUAGAACUAAUAGGAUUACCAAGGGUCUCCCAGGAAUGAAGGGAAGGAAGGGUAUACCUGGACCUAUGGGAUAUGAUGGGAUAUUUGGAAAGAAAGGAGAGAAGGGGGAGCCCUGUUACGAGUGUAUUGGAUCAGGAUACCCAGGACCACCAGGUCCCCCUGGUCCAGUCGGCAUCCCUGGCUACAAUUCAGGACCAGGUGCCAAAGGUGAUCCAGGCAGCCCAGGACCAAGAGGAUUACCUGGAAGACCAGGUCCUAUUGGUCAAACAGGAUUUCCUGGUCCUCCUGGACAAAAAGGAGAAUCGUAUUCCUACAGCACCCCUGGAAUUAACGGAGAGAUGGGAGACCCAGGACAGCCUGGCAGGCCUGGUCCAGAUGGUCGUACUGGGCUUCCUGGGUUACCGGGCCGGAAAGGACAUCAAGGCCCUCCAGGAGAUUCGUAUCCCUUCCCUGGAGUGGAGGGAGAUCGUGGUUUCCCAGGUCCACUAGGGACUGUAGGUAGACCAGGACCAGUUGGCUAUCGUGGGCCAGUAGGAUAUGGGCCUAUUGGACUUCCAGGAAGUAAAGGAGAUGCUGGGGUACCUGGCUUGCCAGGACAUCCUGGAAUUCCAGGCCAGAAAGGGGAACCUAUCCACAUCCAUUACCUAGGACUUCCUGGACCACCUGGAUUUGAAGGUCGGCCUGGUUUACCCGGAAGCCCAGGUUAUCAAGGAGCACCAGGUAUUCCAGGAGCACCUGGUCCUCCAGGACAGAAAGGCAAAAAAGGAGACGUGUCAUUUCCUGGAAGGCCAGGGAUCCCAGGACAGAAAGGUGAAAAGGGGCGGCUGGGUCUUCCAGGCAUGCCAGGUAGGGGCUUACCUGGUCAUCCAGGUCCACAAGGUCCUCCUGGUCCUCCAGGAUUGAAGGGUGACAGUGGCCCUGGAUACCCUGGCCCCCCAGGUCCCCCAGGGGUUCCAGGAGAAGUCGGCGCUCAGGGGCGUGAAGGAGAUCCUGGGGCCCCUGGUCUACCUGGGAACCCAGGGCUAACUGGCAGUCCUGGUUUUCCAGGAGAAAAAGGAAGUAAAGGUUAUGCAGGGCUCCCAGGACUACCUGGUAGCAAAGAUUCAUGUGUUGGUUUACCUGGGCCAGUGGGAUCACCUGGACCAGAUGGCUAUCAAGGACAUCCAGGACCUAAUGGCUUGCUUGGUGAGAAGGGGAAUGCAGGCUUGCCAGGGUUUGGUCACCCCGGCCCCCCUGGUGAGCCUGGCUCUGCUGGACUAUCUGUGCCGGGUUUACCUGGGGCUCCUGGGCAAAAAGGCGUGAGAGGACAAAACGGCUUCCCUGGUCAACCAGGACUACGAGGAGACCCUGGUCCAAAUGGAAUACCAGGAUAUGGACUAGAUGGAUUGCCUGGAACUGUAGGACCACCAGGCCCAAUCGGUUCUCCUGGCCCCAAUGGAGCCAGAGGUCCCAGGGGUCCACCAGGAAUGACUGGAGACCCAGGUCCCAGAGGUCUUCCAGGCCCUUCAUCACCACAACCAAUCAACAUUGUUGGCCCCCCGGGGGACCCUGGUGAAUCAGGUCACCCUGGUCUAACUGGCCCCCCUGGAGAUCCUGGAAGAGCUGGAUCCAAAGGGCAGAGAGGGAGAGAGGGAGCACCAGGGGGUCCUGGACAAAGAGGCGCCCUAGGUGAUCCAGGUAUUGAUGGACCAGUGUUCUCAGAAGGAAGUCGAGGACCUGCUGGAGCCCCGGGAGACCCAGGAGUUAGAGGACCUUCAGGCUCAAAAGGAAUAAAAGGAGAUCAAGGAAUCCCUGGAAGGCCAGGUCCAACUGGUGCAACAGGUCCACCUGGUUUAAAAGGAAGUAAUGGAGAACCAUUUUACUAUGGAUAUGGACCACGUGGACCGGUAGGACAAAAGGGUGAACCAGGAUUAAGCAGUACUAUUGUGAUGAAGGGUCAGAAGGGAGAACCUGGUGUUGGUGGACUAGUAGGUCUACUUGGAGACCGUGGAGCCAAAGGAACCCCAGGACCUGUUGGAGAAUAUGGUUCACCAGGCUAUCAAGGGCCUAAAGGUUCCGAUGGGUCCCCAGGAAGCAAAGGACACCCAGGACCUAUUGGAUGGCCAGGUGACCCAGGUCCACAGGGUGUCGGUGGCUAUCUUGGUCCUAAAGGAAACCAGGGCCAGGAUGGGAUCCCUGGACCACCAGGACAGAAAGGGGACACUACUGUAAUCGAAGGGGCACCCGGAAGGCGUGGUGACACAGGUCUGCCAGGCCCCCAUGGGAACCCUGGUCCUCCUGGCUUGUCUGUUACAGCAAGUCCUGGACCAAUAGGAGACAGAGGAUUUCAAGGUCGACCUGGGGCCUCCGGUCCAAGAGGACCAUCAGGUAGAGAAGGGGCAUGUAUUCCUGGGCCUAAAGGAGACCGUGGCCAUCCUGGGAAUCCUGGCGCCCCAGGCUUUCCUGGAUUCCCUGGCCCUCCAGGUCCAGCUGUGACUGGGCUUAAAGGAGACACAGGGGACCCAGGUCCUACAGGAAGCCCAGGCUAUAUUGGACAGCCAGGGGAUCCAGGCCCUCCAGGACCACCUGGUGGAAAGGGCAGAGCUGGAGACCCAGGACCCAGGGGUGACUAUGGUCCUCCUGGACACCAUGGGCCCCCUGGUGACAUAGGAGGCCCUGGGAAAAUCCCAGGCCUGCCUGGACCACCUGGGACCAAAGGAUUACCUGGACAACCUGGCUUAAAAGGUCUACCAGCAUUUGCCAGAGUCAUAUAUGAACCAGGACCGCCUGGUUUACCUGGUCAUCUUGGCAAUAGAGGAGUUCCAGGGAUCACUGGACCAUCAGGGCCACCAGGCCGUCCAGGCCAGCCAGGCGCCAAAGGAGUCCAUGGUUCCAGCCAAGUUGGCCAGCCUGGAUUUCCUGGCAACAAAGGAGAUAAAGGAAUAGCUGGUCUGCAAGGCCUAAAAGGAAUACCUGGAGGCCCAGGCCACAAGGGACCUCCAGGGCCGCCUGGUAGAAGUGGCCCAGAUCAUGUUUACAGUUUUCUGAUAGCUAGGCACAGUCAGAGCAUCCAUGUCCCUCAGUGCCCUCAAGGCACCAGUCUCAUCUACUCUGGUUACUCCUUUCUCUUUAUGAAUGGAAAUGAGAGAACUCAUGGUCAGGACCUUGGUAAGUGCAUGGAAACCUUUAUGCCCAGGAAUACUGUACAGAUUCUGCACCGUUUUGUCGAUACUUACCGUACGUCUUCUAACACUUCAAACUUAGGCUCUAUGGGAAGCUGUCUCCCUCGUUUCUCCACCAUGCCCUUCCUGUUCUGUGACACAGAAGCAAGCUGCCGCUAUGCUUCUCGUAACGACUACUCAUACUGGCUGUCCACUGACACGCCUAUGCCUGCCAACAUGGUUGCCAUCACGGGGGAUAAGCUCUCCUCAUACAUCAGCAGGUGCUCAGUGUGUGAAACCACCUCCAAUGUCAUAGCUGUCCACAGCCAGACAACUGUGAUACCUGAAUGUCCCAGAGGCUGGGAAUCUCUAUGGACUGGUUACUCCUUUGUCAUGCAAAUAGGAGUAGGUGCGGGUGGCUCCACUCAACCACUGGUUUCUCCUGGUUCUUGUCUGGAAAGUUUCCGCCAAGUACCCUUCAUCGAGUGUCAUGACAGGGGAACAUGUAACUACUACCCUGAUUCCUAUAGCUACUGGCUGGCCUCCCUUGACCCCAGAAACAUGUUCAGUAAACCUAUUCCUCAGACAGUGAAGGGACCUUCUCUACAAAGUAUUAUCAGCCGAUGUCGGGUCUGUAGGAAACCAUGGCAACCUGGCUCAGAUGAGAGACGCGGGGACAACUUUUAACACUCAGUAUUUUAUUUUUCAGUGUUAUUUAAAAUCUAAAAUAUGAUAAAUGUGGACCUUAUUAGUAUGUAUUGUGCAACUCUGGUCCUUUCAUGUUACAAAUCAGUAUUUAAGGAAAUUAACUCUGAAAUGCACACUUCAACAUAUUUCAACCAAAGUGACCAUUUUCUGAUGGCAGUUAUUUAAACACUAAUAAUUGUGAAUAUUAAAGUUAAUGAAACAUUUGGUGAGCUUCUGUAUUUUAUAGAGAAUGUCACCAGAUUAUUCUAGUGCUGGCAGUAAUAGUAGUAACAACAGUAGUGUUGUGCUAUUUUUUUCUCCCAGUUCUCACAUGCAGUGUAUUUCUUUAAAUGCUUUAUCUGAUGUUUCAUUUUGCAAUUUUACUGUAAUGGUAAGGGUGUUAAUAUUAUAAACAACCUAAUGACAUAUUGGAAACAUGCCAUCUGUGACCUUGACAAACCUGAACAGUGACAGUAAUAGUUGCUUAACUCUUAAAAGCACAGCACCUACAUUGUCCCUAUUGUCAUUUACAUGUAAUUAACACAUUUUAAUAAAAAAAAAACCUGGUUUCUGUGACACCCAGACAAGUGAAAGAUAAUUGUGUUUGCUUCUU
Messenger RNA from Monopterus albus (swamp eel), 5899 nucleotides. RefSeq names its product collagen alpha-5(IV) chain-like. Gene Ontology annotation, biological process: extracellular matrix organization. Bases 166 to 5286 code for a protein of 1706 amino acids. Gene Ontology annotation, molecular function: extracellular matrix structural constituent conferring tensile strength. NCBI's taxonomy places the organism in Eukaryota, Metazoa, Chordata, Actinopteri, Synbranchiformes, Synbranchidae. The transcript is spliced from 51 exons. The record is from RefSeq and is a predicted model, not a curated record. Gene Ontology annotation, cellular component: collagen trimer.